AUGGCAAAGAAGAAGAAGGCACCCCAACUCGAAGCUUGGUGCUGGUACUGCGACCGCGAGUUCGAAGAUGACAAGGUGCUUUUGCAGCAUCAGAAGGCCAAGCAUUACAAGUGCUCGUAUUGCCCGAGGCGUCUCAAUACAGCUGGAGGCUUGACGGUCCAUCUUCAUCAGGUCCACAAGGCGGAGCCGACAAAAAUCGAAAAUGCCCUGCCUGGCCGCGAGUCGUUCGAUAUUGAGAUCUACGGUAUGGUCGGUGUUCCGGAGGCAGAUCUGGCAGAGUGGAGAUCCAGGCGAGCGAACAACGGGAACAUGGGUGGCGGGCCUUCUGGCCAGCCCGGCACAAAGCGUCAGAAGGUCGAGAAUGUUGCGCUCACGCCUGACCAGCUCAAAGCACAGCUCGAAGCUCACAAGGCACUCAUGAGUGGCCAGGCUCCGCCUCCAGGCAGCGUGCCGCCCCAAUUCGGAGCGCCGCCGGCUGGUCCCCCUCCUCCUUUCGCGCCUGGCUAUCCAAAUCAGUGA
This is a messenger RNA of Microstroma glucosiphilum, 519 nucleotides long. RefSeq lists its product as hypothetical. Lineage: Eukaryota; Fungi; Basidiomycota; Exobasidiomycetes; Microstromatales; Microstromataceae. Gene Ontology annotation, molecular function: DNA binding. The record is from RefSeq and is a predicted model, not a curated record. Gene Ontology annotation, cellular component: nucleus. Bases 1 to 519 code for a protein of 172 amino acids. The transcript has 4 exons.